This is a messenger RNA of Endocarpon pusillum Z07020, 2085 nucleotides long. RefSeq lists its product as uncharacterized. The record is from RefSeq and is a predicted model, not a curated record. Bases 1 to 2085 code for a protein of 694 amino acids. The transcript is spliced from 12 exons. NCBI's taxonomy places the organism in Eukaryota, Fungi, Ascomycota, Eurotiomycetes, Verrucariales, Verrucariaceae.
AUGGAGAGCAGGACCAUUGCUAUGGCCAUUCCGGGACCACUGCCCCAGACUCCAGCAGCUCAGUCUUAUAUCUCGCUCCACCAACCGGAACUUGAAGCUCCAAUUAUUGAUAAGAAUGAGUUAUUUCCAGAUGUCGUGCAGAAGAUUACAAGCUACAUUACAAAAGCUAUCGACUCGAGCUAUAGUUACGAGCAGAUACGUACAUCUGGAGCCGGUCAACGUUUGAGGCCACUUGUAACUUCUCUGACUGAUGAUUGCCAUCACUCUGCCAUCGUCGCUGCAAUCUUAGCAUCAAGAUGGUUAUUCAUCUCUACAGACCUUGAUGACACAGGGGUCAACGAGAGUCGAGGGCUAGCAUGCGAGCUAGUCGCUUGGGAGUUCUUGACGUGCCUUUCUGAGAGAGAAUUGAUGGAUCAUCUUCUUCACGAGCUCCCUGAGGACACAAACCGAGAAGAUCCACAAGUGGAUAUGGAAUCGAGGCCGUCUCCAUCCUCAGGUUCUGCUCACAGUGGGGAGCACGAAGCGGCCAACGAUCAAACACCGCUGCUACAACGCCACCAACGGGAAUUCGGUGAAUUCUACAAGCCUCCGAACCAAGAAGCGCCUUCUUCAUCAACUACCUACAGAGCAGAGUCUGAUUUGUCAGAGGUCGAGCAGGUUGACGAUCCCACUAAGCCCCUUGCAGGCCUUAAUGCUCUAGAGAUUGCAGCCGUUGCGAAUGCGAAAAAGUUUCUGGCCCAGCGUCUUGUCCAGAAAGUGGUGCGAGAUAUCUGGGAUGGCAACAUCAUCUUCUGGGAGAGUCUCUCGGUCAACGCCGUCAAGAGAGCUCGGGUGUACAACAAGAGAAUUGCGGAUCCAUAUGCACGUCUAAGAGUUCCCAAAUAUGCCAAGGCAAUCCAGAUUUGCUUCUUCGCCGCGCUUUUUGCCCUCUAUUACGCGGUUCUGAUCCAGAGACAUCCUCACGCCAUCACGGUGACCGAAGUAUUUCUUUAUAUCUGGAUUGCUGCAUUCGCAUAUGAUGAGUUUGGCGAAUUCAAGGACGCUGGCGUCGCCUUUUACCAAACAGAUUUCUGGUCUCUGUGGGAUCUAGGAAUCAUUAUCACAGGCAUUGCCUUUCUCAUUGUUCGUGCAAUUGGAUUGCUGGGACAAAGUGAUUACCUGACCGACCUCUCCUUCGACACACUCGCGUUGCUUGCUCUGUUCUUGAUACCUGUUCUUAAGGAAAUGACCAAAGAUGUCAUCAAAUUUCUGCCUGUGGUGUCGAGCUACCUUGGUUUCGACGUCGCGGCAGAGGUGCAUAAUUCCUUUCUUCUCAUUGGAGCCGUCGCUAAUCUGGCGUGGGGAACCGGCAUAGAUCAGCCCUCUUUUUGGCCCUACUUUAAUGUUUGGCCCCCAUUCACACCUCCAGUUCAAAUCCACCCCCGAACUCCCAAUCUUGGUGCAGCCAUGGAAUGCACGCUGCACACGCGGCAGCUCAUCUUUGUGACCCUUACAAACAUCCUUCUUAUCACGUCAUUGAUCAGUCUACUAAGUAAUUCCUUGACCGAGGUUAUGGCGCAUGCACGGGAAGAAUAUCUGUUCCAAUACUCGAUCUAUGUCCUUGAGUCAAGUAGCACUUCAUCUAGACUCACCUACUUCUUCCCGCCAUUAAAUUUGAUUGCACUGUUGUUUCGGCCUCUACGUCUUGUGGUCCCUGCUCAAACCUUGCGGCAGUUCAGAAUCCUGAUCCUGAAAGCAACCCAUGCACCAUUCGUUGCAAUCAUUUUCGCUUAUGAAUCCAGUCGGCUGUUCUCGUCACAUCGAUCUCAUUUCCCACCAGCAGCGAGUUCGUCCAUGCACAUAAAUUACAGUAGACCGGGCCGGCCGCUUUCCAGCAACCUUGGCGCUCGAUUCACGGCGCUUAAGCCUGCUUUAGCACCAUCCACCCCACAGCAGCCAUCCCAGCACCAGCAGCAUCUCCCAGGCAGCUCUUCGUCUGCCUUGAGCACUGCCGACGUGGCCGAAAUGCUGACCAUUUUGCAGAAGCUUAGUUCUCAGGUCGACGAGUUGAGCAUGAAAGUUGCGGGACAGUCAAAAGACUGGUAG